UAAGAAUUUUAUUGUAACACAGAGCAAACAGAAUGUUCUUGCAUUUAGAAGACAACCCAGAACUGUGUGUGGCAGAGGGAACUUGAUUUUCGAAUCAUGGAAUUUCUUGACUGCAGGUCUACGGCACUUGCUAGCAGCAAUCUCCUCAACCUUCAUGAUCUGAGUAGAGUGAGCAUGGGCAUGACGGCGGGCACCCAUAUCAUGGUAGCACUGUGUAACAGCACCAGCAGUUGUCAAGUCCCUGUAUUCCCUGUACAUGUUGCGGGUUCAGGCAGUCUCAUCAUACCAUCCCCUCUAGAACACUUGAUCAAGCUCAGUCUUGAAACAUGUUAGGCUUUUAGCCUUCUAUGUAUAACUGAAGUUUGUAAAAUGUGGUAAGGGGAGGAGGGCUGGAAAUCAGUGAAGGAGAGUUGGUUUUGUGCUGCUUUAAACGUCCUCCCAAACAUGUUUACCCAGACAUACAAUUUCUAUUGUUCUCUCCUCAGCAUCCCCCACCCUUCUGAUCCCAGUCCAGCUCUUUUAAUCUCACAUAAUGAAAGCACUAGGUCACCACUCAUAAGGUUUCAAAUCAGGCAGCUAAGUUUCAAGUGGCCCCUAAACCAAGAAAGAACAAUGCUUGGAACCUUUUCCCAAGGCCAUCCAGGAGCACCGGCUCUUGGAUACAGUUUGGUAGAGUUAGAGGUCUAAUGUCUGUGUCUGCAAUGGGCCUCGUAGGAAUCCUAGCCCCAGAAUGUAGCAUAGAUGGGGCACAGGCAUUCUGAUCACUGCAACAGCUAAUCCUGCUCAGAGCAAAUCCAGCCCAUGUGGUUGUGUAACUGUCUGUACCCAGUCUACACUCACUUUUCCACCGAUGAUUACACAUUCCAGCAUUCCCUGACAUUCUCACUGUGGCUAGACAAGGCAACCUACACUGAGCUGGGCACACUGCCUCCAAUUUCCCCUUCUCUGUUCUUUCACUGAUUUUCAGACUGUUUAUAAGGUGGGUUAAUCUCCGCGACCAGGCACAGAAUCCAUGACACUGCACUGUGGGUAUCCAUCAUUGAAUUUAACACAUCUCUGGGUAUGUGGUAUUCUGUACACAUUGGUUAUGGAAUGAUAAUCAAAGAAACGUAUUAUUUAAAAUAAGUCCAUUAAUUUCCUAAGAGUAGUGUAAGAAUUCAUCCACUCUGUGAGGAAUCUGUAAUAACACAGCAAAUAGUAAUAUUUAGUAAUGCACAGUCAUUUCUAGAAAUUCAGGACCAAGUUACUGAAUUAUUUACCCCUAGAUUACUCGCCUCCCUGCAUGGGAAACUCAGGAGAGGGAGACUAAGGGGAAGGAGAAUGCUGUGAUGAGCCUUUCAUCAAGUUUCCCCCAAAUCAUCCAAUACUGAAUGUGCCACAGUUCCAUCUUGAAACCCAUGGAUCUUGGCAGAUCCACAGAAGGCAAGGGGACUCCACACUGGCUCUGGAGACCUUGCACCCAUCCUUAGCUCCUUGUCAGCAUUAAUCCAAUGGAUCUGGACUGUCCAGUGCUUAUGGGAUGCAGCUGUGUCAGAUUGUGAUGUCUGCACCUCUGCUUUCUAAUUCUGUAUUGUACUUCUGAAUGUUUAGGUAAUUGAUAUCCUGGGCAGACAGGUAGAAAGGUGUGCUGGGAAGCAUGUUUUAUGUAAUCUGCUACAGAUGGCCCUGUGGCAUUAAGGGAUACACAGAAGAUGGUAAUAACAUUGGAAGCUUCUCUUAUUCAUGAUUAACAUUUUGCCUUUUUAUCUGGAUGUAACUGAGAGCAGAAUGGCCCUUUCUGUCAAGGAGGAAUGAAUCAGGGCAGCUAGCAACAGGAUUUGUCCCCCAAGAUUAGUGCUGUUCACAGGCCUCCCAAGGGCAGUUUUAGCUCUCUAGGUAUAUCUAUGGCUUCCUUGCCCACAGUAUCUGCACGUCUCAAACAUAAAUGGAUUUUAUCCUCCUGACCCGCAGCAAGGUAGGGAAAUGCCAUCCCCAUUCUACACCUGGAGAACUGUCACAGAAGUUAGGGGCCUGAUGCUUAGGGUGUGAGCACAUGUUCCCUUUGACUUCAGCUGAGAUUCAGCACUUCUGAAAACUGAGCUCAGCGUGGCUUGCCCACAGUCGCACAGAGUCCAUGGCAGUGCAGGAGAUUUGAACCCAGAUGUCCCGUAUCCCAUGUGUCCCCAGUGUCUUAGCCACAAGGUUUUCCUUCUGCAUUAGUUCAUACUAGCUGUGAUCACUAAUCUAUAUUCUGAGUGUUCAGAAUGUUUCAUAGAGAUUUUAAGGUCAGAUGUGACCAAUGGAAACAUCUAAUCCAACCUGAAUCACACCGCUCUCAGAAUUUUCCCAGUCAUCCCUGGGGUGCAUAGGGAUUUAUUCACCACCACCACCACUUCCUCUCCCUGCUUCCCCUGCUGGUAUAAAUGAACACUCCCCAGCCUAAUGCACUCAGGUCAAAUGUCUCUCUUAGGAAUCAAUCCAUUCUGAACUGAAAGACUCUAAGUGACAGUAGAUUUACCACAACCCUGGGGACAAUGGCUAAAUAUCCUGAUUGUCAAAAAUGUGCUUCUUAUUUCCAGUUUGAGUAUAUCUAACUUCAGCGUUUAGGCUUUGGAUCUCCUUCUGCCUUGUUCUCCCUGAUCAGCAAGCCCCGUGAUGUCAGAUAUCUUCUGCCUGUGAAGAUGCUUUAGACUGUAAUCAAGUCACCUCUUACCAUCCUUCAAAUAAGCCAAGUAGAUUGAGCCCCUUAAGUGCCUCACUGUGAGGUGUCUUUUCCAGACCUCCAGUCACUUGUAGCUCUUCCCUGAACCGUCUCGAUUUUUCAGUCUUUCUUUAAAUCCAUGUUAAAGUGACUGUUUACAGUAGUACAGCUAGGCACCAAUUCCCUCUCCUCUGUCAUUCUGGUGAAUGUGUUUCCUGGUGGGCUGGUUUGUAGCACGCUACCCACAGAGCUGGGGCUUGGGGAGCUUGCAGAAGGGAAGCUGCAUGAAAUGCAAAAGGAUUUGCAGUCUUUGCAUUCCAGAUCCAUCCAUUCCCUAAGGAACAGCAUCUGUAUGGCAGCACAGACCAUGCCACACAUUACUCUCCUUCUCCUAGAGUCAGAGACAUGUUAGAACAAUGGGUGGAGAGCAGGAAAUGCUGCAUGGGAAACAGGAUUUCAUUUCACUGCUGUUGGGAUUCCUCCACCAGAUCCUCUCCCCUCCCCCAGCUCAGCCCUGUCCGGGAGAGUCCUUCCCACAGACAUUAUUCACAUUGGGCCCUCCACAGUUCCUCUGGCACCAGCUGCCUUACUUGCCGGAUGAGUUUGCUUGGAGUUCAAGGGCACUGAGCUGCUCAGUCUGGCUCCAGAAUGUGCCUGCCACUGUACGAGAGGAAGCAGACGGCCAAUGUUACCUCUUAUCAUGGAUGUGGAUGCAAACGACGCAUGAUUGGAGGAGCAGCUUGAACCCCAGGGAAGCUGGAACAUGCUUUGAGAAUUCUGGGCAGGGCCCUAGUUACCCUGACAGAUCAGCAGCCUGGAACCAGACCUGGGAUACCUCUGCUCACAGAGACUUUCUGUUUGUGCUGCGUUCUGCUCAUGCUGGAAUCUGCCUCCGAGUAGACCAGCCUCCAGCAUCCUGCUGAGAUUCCAAAAGGAGCUGAGCCGGGCGACUGGGAACAGAGUGUUUUCCACUUAGGAAAGGGGAAGCUUCUCUCUCGCUGUGUCUCUGAUAUGAGCAGCACCACUUCCUUCCUGGACUUCCGCCCCCGUCACUGUGACUGGAACUAAAAACUAAAGGGAACCCACCGGGCAGGGGGACCGCCUCCCCAGCUAGCUCGGUCUCUCUCCCGUCGGGCAUGUUUGGGCUUUCCUGACGCUGGGCAGAUUUAGGACGCACUUCAGGGCCAUGAGAUUCCAGGAGUUGUAUCUUCUUUUCCUCCUCCUGCACCUGACAGCUGCCAUUCUGGACAUUACUCUGGUCGCCAAUGUGCAAAGUCCGUCUCACACCAGCUUCUACCUCUCCUGUGUGAUGGGCGAGCGAGCUGUGAGCUACCUCCAGAUCGAGAGGGACAAUAAAAUAGUGAUGACUCAUCCCAACACAAAGUUCCAGAACUAUAGGAAUCGCAGCAAUGAGGUCCAAGCCAGAGGCUUUUCAAUGGCAGAUCUGGUGGGGAUUUUAUACUGCUUGGGGAAGACCCAGAUGGAGCAGGCCAGGGUGGUCUAUGUGCAUAACAGCCGGAAUGCCCACCUGGUCCCACUGAAAGUCACCCAGACUGUGAGCAUUGCAGACUCAGCCACGUUCUCUGCCAAAGUCCUUAACAAGAAGAACACAGAUGUCUUGUGGAAAAGAAAUGGUACCUACUACCAGACAACGGACCGGGGUGAAGUGAAUGGGACACUGUUCACCUUAACCCUACCGGAUGUGGGUCUGAGUGAGAAUGGGGUGUACAGUGCCACAUUCAUUGGGGACAGUCCCCUGACAAGUGCCUUCUACAGGCUGAUUGUGAGAGGGUGUCCAGCGAAGAAGUGGGGCCCCUCUUGUGAGAAGGACUGUCCUGACUGCCUGAAUGGAGGCAUCUGCCAUGACGGUGUUGGGGAGUGCAUCUGCCCUCCAGGUUUCAUGGGCACUCGUUGUGAGAAAGCCUGUAGGGAAGGGAGGUUUGGCCGUAACUGCCAGGAACACUGCAGCAGUGACCAGGGCUGCAAGGGGCUGAGCUUCUGCCUGCCAGAUCCAUACGGCUGCUCCUGCGCUUCUGGGUGGAGUGGGUCACAGUGCAGCACAGCCUGCUCUCUUGGACACUAUGGCGCAGACUGUGCCCUGCAUUGUCACUGCCAAAAUGGAGGCACCUGUAACCGCUUCAGUGGCUGCGUUUGCCCAUCAGGGUGGCAUGGGGAGUGCUGCGAGAAAUCAGAUCGGAUUCCCCAGAUCAUCAACUUGGACACAGAGCUGGAGUUUAACCUGGGUUCCCAGCCUGUGAUCAGCUGUAUGGCCACGGGCAACCCGCCUCCAGUGAGAGACAGCAUCGAGCUGCGCAAGGCUGACGGGACAGUGCUCACGUCGAUUAAAGCCAUCAUGGAAACAGACAAAACCACCUCUGAGUUCCUGGUGCCAGUGCUCACCGAGGUGGACACCGGCCUCUGGGAGUGCAGAGUUUCCACCAGCGGGGGACAGGACAGCAGGAGAGUCAAGGUCAAUGUCAAAGUCCCUCCAGUGCCACUGAGCCCCCCCCGGCUGCUGGCUAAGCAGAGUCGGCAGCUUGUGGUUUCCCCAGUGGAUGGAUUCUCUGGUGACGGCCCAGUCACCUCCAUCAAACUGCUCUACAAGCCCAAGGACAACACCUCACCGUGGUCAUCCAUUGUGGUUGACAACAGUGAAAACAUCACACUCAUGAACCUACGGCCAGUCACCGCCUACCUGGUCAAAGUGCAGCUGACUCGCCCUGGUGACAAAGGGGAAGGUGUUAUGGGGCCACAGGCAGUCAUGGUGACAGAGUGUCAAGAACCCACAGCCAAACCUGUGAUUGAAGGUUGGUCGGUAGAGGGGAAGAACACGCUUCAUGUUAAUUGGAACUUGCCUAAUAACUAUGAGCCAGCAAAUGGUUUCAUUGUACGUCUCUUGGACUCAGCAAAAGUGCUUGUCCGGGAGAUUAAUAUAACCUCCAUGUUUGUGCACUCUGCCCGCAUCCGUAACCUAGAGUUCAACAAGGAGUAUGGCCUGGAAGUGUUCGUCUAUCACUGCACCAGCCUGGGCCCUCCAUCUGACCUCUACAAGGUUAUGAUCAACAGCAAAGGCCCCUCCUCUCCCAGGUCUCUCCACGCAGAGCCCCUCGCGGACACUACCGUCAAACUCACCUGGCAGGCCCCCGAGUAUCCCAACGGGGGUGUCAGUAAGUACAUUGUGGAGCUGCAGCAGCUGGGUGGGGCCAGUGAGCCUCAGUGGGUUGACACGGACAGCGGUGGGGAGACCACGAAGAUCAUCUGGGGGCUCAACGCCAGCACAUGGUAUCAGUUCCGGGUCCGAGCGAACUCCCAUGUGCCUGGGGAGUGGAGUGAGCCUGUGAAGGCGGAGACCCUUGGGGACGGUGCCUUGAGUGAGGUGCCCAGACUGAAAAGCCAGGACAUGCAACCCUCGGGAAUAGACCAGCAGCUGCUUCUGGCCAUCAUUGGCUCCGUGUCCGUCACCUGCCUCACCAUCCUUUUUGCCCUCUUGGCACUUUUCCUUAUCAAGAAGAAUUUUUUUCACCGGCGCCGGACCUUCACUUACCAGUCUGGCUCAGGGGAAGAGACCAUCCUGCAGUUCAACUCAGGGACCCUGACCCUGACCCGCCGGCCAAAGCCCCAGCCUGAGCCCCUCAGCUACCCCAUCCUGGAGUGGGAGGACAUCAAAUUUGAGGAUAUGAUUGGAGAGGGGAACUUCGGGCAGGUCAUCAGGGCAAUGAUCAAAAAGGAUGGCCUGAAAAUGAAUGCAGCCAUCAAGAUGCUGAAAGAGUUUGCAUCAGAGAACGACCACCGUGACUUUGCAGGGGAGCUGGAGGUGCUGUGCAAACUGGGGCACCACCCCAAUAUCAUCAACCUGCUGGGGGCCUGUGAGAACAAAGGCUACCUGUACAUUGCUAUUGAGUACGCUCCCUAUGGGAACCUGCUAGAUUUCCUCCGGAAAAGCCGAGUCCUAGAGACUGACCCGGCCUUCGCAAAGGAGCAUGGGACGGCAUCUACCCUCACGUCCCAGCAGCUCCUCCAGUUUGCUUCCGAUGUGGCCAAGGGAAUGCAGUAUCUGAGCGAGAAACAGUUCAUUCACAGGGACCUGGCAGCCAGGAACAUUCUGGUGGGGGAGAACCUGGCUUCCAAGAUUGCCGACUUUGGCCUCUCCCGAGGGGAGGAGGUCUACGUGAAGAAGACCAUGGGCCGCCUGCCAGUUCGCUGGAUGGCCAUCGAGUCCCUCAACUACAGCGUGUAUACCACCAAGAGUGAUGUGUGGUCCUUUGGGGUGCUGUUGUGGGAGAUUGUCAGCCUGGGAGGAACUCCAUACUGCGGGAUGACAUGUGCCGAGCUCUACGAGAAACUACCGCAGGGAUAUCGUAUGGAGAAGCCCCGCAACUGUGAUGACGAGGUAUAUGAGCUGAUGAAGCAGUGCUGGCGAGACCGCCCCUACGAGCGCCCGCCCUUCGCUCAGAUCUCCAUGCAACUUAUUCGGAUGCUGGAGGCCAGGAAGGCCUAUGUGAACAUGGCCUUAUUCGAGAACUUCACAUACGCUGGCAUCGACGCCACAGCGGAGGAGGCCUGAGGGCGAGUGGAGCACAGCAUCGGGAGCCCUGUAAAUAACACACACCUACUUGCCACAAUUGGACACCAGCUGGCCUAGGCCAGGGGAGGGACACGGCCUCUGCCCCAUGUGGGACAUGCUGUAAAUGGCCUGCUCGUGUGCAGACAAGAAAAUGCCCCUUGUCCUGGAGCAGGAACUUGCCUGGGGGCAGUUUCUGGUUAACAUGAUACCCCCAUACUCUGAAGCCAGGUUCCUGACUGAACGGCAGCUUCUGCCCCGCAGUCCACUCAGGCAGGACUGCCCUGCACUUGCUGCCCUCUCUGCCGGUCUCUGCAGUGCAACUCUGCACCAGUGGCAGGGCCAACCAAUGGGCCAGGCUCUUCCUGUCUCAUGCCCCUCCCCACUCUCCCAAUCCUUGCUGCAGCCAGGUGCUGUGCGUGGCGGAGAACACAGGCAGGGAGGCCUAUCUCCCCUUGAGCCCACGGACACUGGGGACUUCUCUGAAGCUAGAGGAUGUGAUACCAGCCCUUUGCUGCCCUACGAGAGGCACAAAGACUUGUCCUGGGUAAAGGACAGACUUGGAAACAGCCCCAAAUGUAGAGCCACCGUCCCCACCUCCAGCCUUGGUGUUUCGUGUGUGGCUGCUUGGCUUCCCUUCUGCCUGUGGGCUCUCGGAACUGACUCACUGUGCAGCUGAACCUGGCUUGGCACCUUGCGGUCAGCGUACCUGCACGCAGAGCUGUGCAGACAUUGCUCCCGGAUGCUGGAGACCCUCUGGGAGAGGGCCGAUUUGGUGAGUCCAAGAGGAAGGAUUCCAGCGCUCACCUUCAGAACACCAUGGAGGAGUAAAAUAUUCCAGGCUUGGCCACAGGCUCCUCUCUGACCUGCCAGAGACCAGUGGCUGCCACAACUUAUGCUUUAUAGUUAAUAAAGGAAGUCCAAGG
Dermochelys coriacea (leatherback sea turtle) is the source of this 8167-nucleotide messenger RNA. It is a transcript of the gene TIE1, whose product is annotated as tyrosine kinase with immunoglobulin like and EGF like domains 1. Lineage: Eukaryota; Metazoa; Chordata; Testudines; Dermochelyidae. The record is from RefSeq and is a predicted model, not a curated record. Gene Ontology annotation, biological process: multicellular organism development; positive regulation of kinase activity; cell surface receptor protein tyrosine kinase signaling pathway. The transcript is spliced from 23 exons. The coding region runs from base 3867 to 7244 and encodes 1125 amino acids. Gene Ontology annotation, molecular function: protein binding; transmembrane receptor protein tyrosine kinase activity; ATP binding. Gene Ontology annotation, cellular component: signaling receptor complex.